Messenger RNA from Scophthalmus maximus (turbot), 1882 nucleotides. Its product is annotated as dynein regulatory complex protein 10-like. Lineage: Eukaryota; Metazoa; Chordata; Actinopteri; Pleuronectiformes; Scophthalmidae. The record is from RefSeq and is a predicted model, not a curated record. The coding region runs from base 152 to 1369 and encodes 405 amino acids. The transcript has 5 exons. Gene Ontology annotation, molecular function: protein binding.
AAAUGAUCAAAGGUAAGGAAAUCCGGAAGGAUGUCAAGAUCAAAGGUGUGAGAUAGGCCAUAUAAGAACUUGCCCUUACAUAUGGAUAGAUAUGUAAGGGCAAUUCAUACUAUAUAGAAACAAAAGUAGCUACAAGCAAAGAAACAAGAGUAUGUCUGCGAAGAAUGCACCAAUGCUGGCAACGACAAAGUCAAAGACCCAACCGGAAGAUGCUCUAAAGAGCCAUGACCUGUCAGAGAAUAGGCAGCUAUCUGUUGAGGCCCAGCGCAUCUCAAGGAUAUUGGAAAACUGCAUCAAUCAAUUAGAGAUCGCAGCAACUCUGCCUGCCAUCCUCCGCUUAAUCAGUGAUUCUAGUGUUGUGGACGAGGAGUUGAUGAGGGCACUUCGAAAGCUUCAACUACUAGAGAAAAGACUGGAGAGAAAGACACUAAGAAGUCUCAAGGGAGAAGAUGGAGAAGCAAGGAAGAGAGUAAAGACACCGCUUGAAAAGGACAUCAAGGACUCGGACAGGGAUCUGCUCAGGCUCCUCCGGUCACAUCUGGAUGCCAUUUCUGGUUUGAGGGAAGAGCAAGGUAUGGAAGUAGGCGAGAGUGAGUGUGAACUAAUUAUGGUGCUUAAGAUGUUUCACAGCCAUAUGGUAGACAUGUUGCAGACCAGUCUAGAUGAGGAUCUACAGCGGGUCCUCUCCAAGCCGCUGUCUUCCCCCCCUGCACAGGAUCUGGAGCACAUCACUCUACUGAGGGAAGAAGUAGCUACAGCUGUGAAGCAAGUCGAUGCAAAGAUUUCUCAGAAAAAAAUUCAGAUCAAAAAUUUGCAGGAGUCUCUGGAAGAGAACAACAAACAAAUAGCGGGUUUGUCACUCGCUCAAAAGUGCCCGCCACAAAUAUCAAAGAAACAGGCCAGUAUGCAGCAGGAAAUGGGUCAACUGAACAUUCAGCUCAAUAAUUUGAUGCUUGAGAACAGGCGGGCAGAGAGAACACUCCGAAAGGAAAAUGAAAAGGUGGAGACAGAAAUUGAAUACCUGCUCCAAAACUUUGACAGUGAAAUGGAAGAAAAGCAGGCCGACCUGGAGCUGAACCAAACGGAAUAUGAACGUUUGGAGGAGGAGUCACGGGGGCUGGAGAAACCCUUUUCUGUCCUAGAGGUGGAUUACAACCAGAUCAUGGAGAGGCGUCGGCUGGCAGAGGAGAAGAGACAGAUGGAGAUGAAGGAGCUGGAGUUGAAGAUCAAAGCUGCAAUUCUCGCCCAAGCUUGGUGGAGAGGCUACAGUACUCGCAAGGCCCUAAAGAACAAGUCCCUAACGAACAAGGCCUCAAAGAACAAGGACAAAGGUGCGAAAGUCAAAAAAGGCAAAGGCAAGAAGAAAUAACCACAGACUAGUCUCAUCAGCCUGGUGCUACACUGGCAAACUCUCUACCUGCACAGCAUGAAUAUUUUGGAUGCUUCAUUUAGAAAAGCCUGUUGAACUGAUUUCAUUAUAGCUCAGAUUCAGUGUGCUUGUCAUCUUGUUUUUCGGUAAAGUUUCGUAUGUUUUAAACUAGUAUUUGAAUGAAAUGUCCCACUAUAAACAUGCUCUGUUUUGAAUUAUUUUUGUGUAUUAUAUGUUUUUUUAGACAAAAAACAUUCUGAAAAAAGAAAAAUGCUUAAUGUUUGCUCAACAUUUAUAAUUGCCAUAUCAUUACCAACACAGUUUAUUUAGAUAGGCAUAAUGAUGCAGUAGAGGCUUUAUUCAAACAGCAGAGUACUAUAAACAAUUCACACUUAUGUCUGUACUAUCUUAAGUUUGGCAAGACUAUCAGCAGCUAGUAAAACUGUUUCUAUAAGAAUAUACAUAAUAAGUCGUGUAAAUAAACUUAACAAUCGAUUAAAAAGUUGUAUUUUU